AUCCACUUCCGGGCCAUGUUGUCACUCCAGUAAUGUGUGCAUGUUUUGUAAACUCCGUAAACUGAGCCUGGACUAUGAUCUGUGCAGAAUGAACAUAUUAUGAAAACAGGUACAAAAAGGUAAAGGGGUGUGUCAACUGGAUUUGAGGUGUGAAAGAGAAAAGAAAACACAGGUUAUUGCAGGCAUUCAUUUUGGACUUUUUGGACCAAGGUAGUAAACAUGAGGUUGACUCCCAAGUUUUUACUGAAGAUUGGAGCAGUAGUCAUUACAUUGGUGUUUGUUGGACCUAUUCUUCUAUCACACUUGGAUUCCAAAGAGAGCCAUGCAGUAAGGAAGAAGGAUUUGGGCAAGAGCAAACAUGGAAAUUCUGUUCUCCAUCCUCCCGAAGGGCAAGCACGGAAGAAAAUUGAGUUUGAAGGACAGCAGCCUGGUCGCCGUGAAGCUGAUGAGAUAGAAGAAGUAGUUGACCAUCCUGGUAAUGUCCAGCAUAUGAACCAGAGAGAUGAAAAAGAAGAAGCUUUGCAUAAUGAAGAAAAAGAGCAAGAGAAACCCAAAGAGUAUGGGCCACAAGCAACACUUAGACCAGGAACCAUGGGCAACUUUGAACCUGAAACUAGGCCAAAGACUGGACCAGGAGAGAUGGGGGAACCUGUAUAUGUGAGCAUGUCUGAAAAAGCAGCGGCUGACAGAGCAAUCAGAGAAUUUGGUUUCAAUAUGAUUGCAAGUGAUAAGAUUGCCAUGGAUAGAAACAUCCCAGAUACAAGACCAGAUGAGUGUAAGUACUGGCAGUAUCCUGAGAAGUUGCCCACUGCCAGUGUCAUCUUGGUUUUUCACAAUGAGGGCUUCAGUACUCUAGUGAGAACAGUUCACAGUGUCAUUAACACUAGUCCCCCUCAUCUGCUGCGGGAAGUGGUCAUGGUGGAUGACUUCAGUGACAAAGAGCAUCUGCAAGGAAAACUGGAGGAUUACCUUCUGAAAAAUUUUAGAGAUCAAGUCAAGUUGUAUAGAAAUUCCAAGCGAGAAGGUCUCAUUCGCACUCGUACUUUAGGAGCAAAGUAUGCUAAAGGAGAUGUUAUAGUGUUUCUGGAUGCACAUUGUGAAUGUAAUAAAAACUGGCUUGUCCCUCUGUUGGCCAGAAUAGCAUAUGACAGAACAAUAAUGGCUGUACCUAUAGUUGAUGGCAUAGAUUGGAAUAAUUUCCGCUAUCACUCUGUUUAUGGCAGUUCUGGGGACCAUAGAGGAAUAUUUGAAUGGGGAUUUUUAUAUAAAGAAUCAAAAGUUCCUGAUAAAGAACUUGCUCGAAGAGAGCAUUCCAGUGAACCUUAUAGGUCUCCAACACAUGCAGGCGGAUUGUUUGCAAUGGACAGAAAAUACUUCUUUGAAUUAGGAGGUUAUGAUCCAGGAAUGAUGAUAUGGGGUGGCGAAAACUUCGAACUUUCUUUUAAGAUUUGGCAGUGUGGUGGGAGUAUUGAAUGGGUGCCAUGUUCUCAUGUAGGUCAUGUCUACAGGAAUCAUAUGCCAUAUGGAUUUGGAAAUAUCGAUGUGAAGAUUCCAGUUGUUUUACUUAAUUAUAUGAGAGUUGUAGAAGUUUGGUUAGAUGAUGAAUUCAAGGAGUAUUUUUACACCCGUGAGCCUACCAUCAGGGGAUACCCAAUUGGAAAUAUUUCUGAACAGCUGGAGUUUAAGAAAAAACACAAUUGUAAAAGUUUCAAAUGGUUUAUGGAUAAUAUUGCAUAUGAAAUAUAUGACCGUUUCCCACCACCUCCACCAAACAAGAAAUGGGGCGAGGUGAAAAAGAAUGGUCGCCUGUGCUGGGACACUAUGGGAGGUCAAGUGGGAAAUACUGUGGGCCUCAGUAUGUGCCACCAUUUUGGAGGAAACCAGCUGUUUAGACUGAAUACCAAAGGUCAGUUAGCAGUAGGAGAGCGGUGCAUUGAUCUGUCUGGUGGGCAACCUAAAGUUAUCUUCUGCUCAGUAAUGCCAACUGGACCAUGGGACUUUGAUGAGUCAACUCACCAGGUAAGGCACAAGACAAGGGGUCAGUGUGUCCAGGCAGAUGGGCAAAAUAUGAAGCUGGUCAUGGCAGCAUGUGACGCCUCAUUGGGAAACCAGAAGUGGGAAAUCAACGAAAUCCAAACCUGGAAACGGUGAACUUUGUGAUUCUUAGUAAAGUGGUCAGUCUGUUGGAGAAGAUGGGUUGUUGGAUGAUAAACGUAAUAUUUUUUGCUGACUGCAAACCAUUGCCGGUAUUUUUAUAUCUCUAGGGAGUUGUUUACACCACCAAAUCCAAGUUGUCAUACAAAAGAUGUAGUAUAAUUGAAUUAAUGUUUCAUUCUAGUCAUUAAUUGAAGGUGCCUCAAUACCCAUCUUAAAUUUAUAUGUGCAAGUUGUGUUGUGUAUAAAAAAAAACAGCAGUUUUGUGAAGAUUUGCAUAUAGAUUGACAUGCUGAGAUACUUUUUAUGCAAGUAUUAUAGUUUCUUUGAGAGGUAUUGGUUCCCAUUUAAUGUAGUCGACUGUACAGUAUGCUAGAAGACUAACAGUAUAAGGUGCAAUAUAUCACAUAUUGAACUGUGUUUAGGCCAUCAAAUGGCAUUUAGAUGUAGACAAACUUCAAGUAUAAUAUGCUUAACACAGAGACAGGGAAAAUUUCAGUACUGCACCGUCAUAUGUGAUUUAUUGGAAAAUGGCCCUAGGCUGUUUGGUUUGCUGUAGUUAUUAUUUUAAUGGGAUGGGUAAGAUGUAGAUUUUUAGAGAAUUUAUUUAUUAAGACCUGUAAUAAAAUGAUCUCUGUUUGUUGUGGGGAUUAGGACUGUUGUUAAUGUACAAUUGCAUAUACAUGUAUAGAAAUACAAAUAAGGUGUAAUGUAAAAUACUUUUAAAACAUGCACAUGACUAUUAUUUUUUCACUCGUACACACCUGGCACACAUGAACUAGAAGCAGCACAUCAGAAAUACAGGGCACAUUACACAGCUAGAUUAUGUUAAUAGAGGUGACACAGGUAAAAAGUUUCCCAUGAUGACUACACUUUUAUAUCAACCAGUGUGUUAAACUGAUUGUGAAAAUCUGGUAUUGUACAAAAGACAUUCUGUUAAUUACAUGACUGCAUGAUAUAAAAAGCAAUUGCUUUUUAACUAAGCAAAGAUAUACAAGAGAUAGAGUUUCAUGUCAACUGUAUUGUUAUUCUGACAAGAUGGGUAGUCUAAAUGUUCAGCCUAUCGAGUUUAGUGUAGUUCAGAUUGUGUAGAAUAAUCCUGUCACAUUUGAUAAGAAAUAUUUUAAUGUGUUGGGAUUUUAGAAAGUAAAAUAUAAUUGUGCUAUUAAAAUAGAUGUUGGAAUAGCUACUUAUGUACAGAAGGAAGAAGACGAAUUUAUAUAUAUGGGUUUUAUGUGAUAUUUUUUAUUGUACAGGUGAUGGUCCUUAUAUAUAAUGUACAUUUAUUUCAUCAACAUGUUUUGCCAAAUAGAAAACAUCUGUUAAAAAGUUUUGUUUAUGGGAAUAAAAUUGUUUAAACAGAA
Molecule: messenger RNA, 3518 nt
Organism: Lingula anatina
Lineage: Eukaryota; Metazoa; Brachiopoda; Lingulata; Lingulida; Lingulidae
Product: N-acetylgalactosaminyltransferase 7
Biological process (GO): protein O-linked glycosylation
Cellular component (GO): Golgi apparatus
Molecular function (GO): polypeptide N-acetylgalactosaminyltransferase activity
Source: RefSeq, a predicted model, not a curated record